This is a messenger RNA of Exophiala aquamarina CBS 119918, 2844 nucleotides long. RefSeq lists its product as uncharacterized. Lineage: Eukaryota; Fungi; Ascomycota; Eurotiomycetes; Chaetothyriales; Herpotrichiellaceae. The record is from RefSeq and is a predicted model, not a curated record. The transcript has a single exon. The coding region runs from base 1 to 2844 and encodes 947 amino acids.
AUGGAGGAGCGAUCGGCGACAAAUGAUAUCGAUAUGGGUCUUUCCGACGAUGACCAUACUCCUCAGAUCUAUGCCGAGCCUCCCGCUCGCCUGGCCGCUCGUUUCUACAGAAAAUCAACCGCGCGUAGAAAAUCCUCGGCCAAUUCCUCCCGCCGAAGCUCACUCUCCUCCAUUCAUUCUCACUCCUCUGCCCUUUCCAGCCAUGGCGGACCUCACAGUUCACAUAUCGCACAGCACCUUCGUCGAGCAUCGAUCAUAGAGAGCAGGAAAGCUCGGCUGGCCGAUAGAGCUGCUCAUGCUGAACAGGUCAGGCUACGCGCGGCUACGGCCAAGGCGUCCCAAAGAAAUGCGUACAGUGAGGAGAAAUCUCUGGCGGCUCAAGCAGCCCGAGAAAAACUACUUGCGGAUAUCGCUGCCCGGUGCGAGGAAGAAGUGCGGAGAGCGAAAAAGAUCGCGGGGGAAACCAAAGAGAAAAAGGCAGCAGAGUUGGCCAGGCUCAAGGAAGAAAUGGCCGAGAAGUUCGCAGAGGCGGCUCGCCGGAAAUCGCUCUAUCAACAAGGCUUGAGGCGACCAAGAUCAGGAUCUCUGGCUGCCGUGGAGGAAAGGAAAGCUGCCCCGGUCACACUCAAACGUUCAAAUCGUACCUAUGCGGCCAAGGUCAUUCAACGCGCCUGGAGACUGCACCAAAGGCGCAAGGUCCUUGCCGAUUUCGCUAGGUUACAGUUGAAUCUGGCAAGUGCUAAAGAGCUUUCAUUCGAGGACCUCACAAGAUUGGUCGCUACGGAGCGAACCACCACCGCCGCUACGGCACUGCUACGGCACCUAGGGGUUUUGGAAGUCGUUCAAGAAGAAACAGAAUCGGUUCGAAUCUUCCUCAGCUCCUAUGUUAUCUUGGCGCAUCCCGUUCCAUCCUUAAGUCAUGCUGGAAAUGAUCCCCAGGAACAGCAGCUGAUUGAGAAAGCCAAAGUUUUGGUGGAAUAUUUCGAGUCAUAUUUGAGGAAAACGUCAGCUCGUCCCCAUCUUGCCACUUUGGCUUCAAUCACAGAGCCUCUCGGGUUUUACUUCAACGAUUUCUGCUCUACCUUCGAUGCAUGGAAAAGCAAAGAUCUCAAUGUUCUGGUCGAUGUAAUGGUUAGCUCUUUCGUCAAUCUGGACCUAAUCUUACAAGCAACCAAAAACGACCGUGCCGGCCACGUGGCGGAUGACUAUCUCGAUGCUGUCAGACAAGAACAGAUCAAGUUGCUCGCAAGGCUAAAGAGACUUGCUGGAUCUGAAGAAGCUCUCUCUCGUGUUAGGCUUGCGGUGAGAAAGGCCCGCAAACAGUACGCUUCCGAGAACCGACGAAAGGAGUUGAAGCAAGUGCCCAGAGCCACAGGCCCCACCACCGAAGCAACCAACAGCGCUCAACCGGCACCAAUAACACCUCCCGCAACCCCAAGAUCGGAUGUUCGAGAGCAAUCUCCAAAGACCUCGUCCAUCACAGACAGCCUUGGACAGAUAAUGACUGUUCUGCCUUCAAACCGGGAGAUUGCACAUGAAAUCCAGAUCAACGGCACCUUUGAAGUUCAACAGCGCCCUUGGACUGAUGCUAGAAAGGACUUGAUGGAUUCUCUCCAAACAAGCAUGCGGAAUAGUAUGCAAGACGGCAGUGGACUGGCUACCACGAGAUGGACCCACGCAAUGGCAGUUCUGAUUCGAGAGAAAUUGAUCAAUCUUGUCAGUCCACGACACCCGCUGUAUGAUCGAAUCGACGGCUUUCUGGAUCCAACUUUGAUCACUCAGCAAUGUCGCAACGGAAUGUUUUCUUAUGAUUCCUUUUUCGAGACCAUUGCUAGAAUAAUUGCUCAAAUCUGCUCGCCAGGUCGUGAUGAGGCCGUUGCAGCAUUCUCAUCGAGCAGAGGUGAUACCAUCGAGCGACUUUUUGAUCUCAUCAACAUCAUUGAUCUCAUGACCUUGGAUCACAUCAAUUUCCAGUUCCGACUUGCAUCGCAAUCCGUAGCUGAACGGGGUCACGAACAUGAAAUAGUCUCCUUCGAACGCGAACUACAAGACGAGGUUCAUUCGUUGGAACGAACGAAGCAUUGGUGGGAGACUGCAACGUCAAAUUUAUCGCCGGCGAACCUGAAUGGUAACUCUAUUUAUGCCCGAGGACUGGUUGACCUUGUUUUCCGCAAUGCACACUUGGAAUAUCAAGAUUUUCCAGAGACACUGCAGCUCGAUUAUAUUCGGAUGUUGAAACUCCGUGCCCGCGUGUUUCAAACAAUUGCAACUUCCUCAAUCUUGCUCACCACUAAGAUUCGCCUCAGACGCAACAGAGAGUCUCUUUGGACCAAGGAUGCUGAGAGGCUGAUGGCUUUGGACUUUCUCACGACGGGUGGAGAACGCGUCGUCUCACUGGUAUCUUCAUCACACAUCAUGCCCGAUUCAACCAAAGAAGGAGUAUCAAACUUCGUCUCUAGGGUCUUACCGCCAGCUGUCGCUGCAGCGCGGCAGGCCGACCUUGCCGAGCAUGAGCGGCAAGACGCCAUCCACAGCCAGUCAAUCUACGACCCGUCCGGGCUGGAUGCGACUCGAAGUCAAUCAGAAGAUAUCUUUACCGAACAAAUCGCGAGCUUUUUGUUGAAAUCCUUACGCGAACAUGUUUUUGCGAGAUUGUCCGCCACGGGGACAACAGAGAGGGUGCGCAUGACCACCGGGGCCGCAGAAUUUCUGGCCCGUAUUGGCAUGCCGGAGUUUCUAGAGGAGGUCAAUCGAAUGGUAACCUUGCUGGAGAAGAUCCGCACCGUCGAUCUCAAGGCUCACGGGCGGUGGUAUGACCAGAUUGCGGAUGGCGUUGGUGCUUGA